Molecule: messenger RNA, 3077 nt
Organism: Sapajus apella (tufted capuchin)
Lineage: Eukaryota; Metazoa; Chordata; Mammalia; Primates; Cebidae
Gene: PDE9A
Product: phosphodiesterase 9A
Exons: 16
Coding region: 1706-2866 (386 amino acids)
Biological process (GO): cGMP catabolic process
Molecular function (GO): 3',5'-cyclic-GMP phosphodiesterase activity
Source: RefSeq, a predicted model, not a curated record
CUCUGGGGUUUUCCGGAGGGAAAGCAUGUGCAGAAUGUCUUCCCUGUCAUGGGCAAGUGCAGCUCUGUCCCGUCUUUGCGACCCUAUAAAGGAGCCUGAGUGGAGGAGGGCAGGUCAGAAUUGACGAUGCCGUGACUUGGCCUCUCAGUGUCACGCAGCCCCUGCGGGUUAUAAGAACGACUGAGCUAACCUGCACGAACCGCCUAGAACAGCACCCGGAGCAUAGUUACAGCUCCUUACAGAUGUCACAGUGCCUUUACAACAGGAAAGGGAAGUGCCUGCUGGCUGCCCCAGACGCUGCCAGCUUCAUGGCAUUUUUCUGCCUACAAACUAAUCCUAAGGAAGAGAGGAGGUCAUAGGGAGAAAUUGCACCCAGUCAAGGGUAAACUUUACAAAACAUGAAAUUCCCCUCUCCAAAAAACAAAGGGAAGAAACUCAGUCCAGUGCCUGCCCCUGAGGUGAACCUGAAAUGACAGAGCAGACACUCUCCAAAACUUCACAUUUGGUCACCAGGGUCUUCGGUCAAUUCUGCUUUCUUCGUCACAUCUGAGUGGUCGAAACGCCAGUGAUCUGGGCUAUUCCUUUAGCUGCUGAUAGACAUGCAAUCCCUUGGCAGGAGGAAGGGCUCCUGUGCCUUUAAGGUCACUGUUAAUCAUAUAACUUUAUUGUGUUCCUGGGCCAUAAAGGAAAUGUCCUCCUUGAUCUGAAUGUCUAUUUUAUGAUGUCCAUAAACAGCGAAUUGCCCGUGACUGUUCCCGGAGCGAGAACGUCCUCAGCCAGUUGUGUGGUUCAAGGGCGGUUGCAGGGGUCAGGAGAGGGCAACAGUGGGACAAACAGGUGAGUUUGCUUCCCAGGAAGAGGGACAUGCCCCCCCCCACCCCUCACUGACAGGGAAGCCUGCCAGCCCUUCCUCCACAGGGCCCUGGCUCUCAGGGAUUGGAGGUUGGACCAGAGCAGAAAUAAAGGCACCCUGCCCCCACCCUCCACAAUCUUCAGGACGCCUGGAGUGCUUAUCUCUUAGGGGCCAAGUGAUGCAAAUUAUUUUCCCUAAUGCAAAAAUAAGAUAUCUCUUUCUGAAAGGAUAGCAGAGGUAUUUUUUCUAAUGCUUGGGAAGUGUCUGCUGAGCAUAGAUUCACUGGAGGGUGCUCAGCACCCCACCCUGAUGCUGCAGGUCAGGACAGACAAGGGGGAGCAUGGCUCAUUGCAUCAUACUCACAGCAUGCAAAUCUAAGCCCAGGGAUGGUGUGCAGUGAUGACUAUCAAGGGCAAUGGAACGGAUGUGCGGGAGCUCCCAGGCCACAUGCCCACACCCUUGUGAUGUUAUUUGCUCUACUCUUGCAGGUCAGAUGCUUGGGAUGGUAAUGCCCAUGCUGAUGUUCCUAGGUCCCCUCCCUCAGUGCACCCCUCUGGGGGCCAGCAUGUUAUAUUGCUAGGGCCGUGUGUGCUUUCAUUUGCCUAGGGGAGAAAAGUACGCAUUCCCGUUAGCUCAGGUGCACAGAGGACGAGGACGGAAGAACGGCUGUUGUAGAAAGAAGAACUGAUCCAGAGUGUGCUGGCGCAGGUUGCAGAGCAGUUCUCAAGAGCAUUCAAAAUCAAUGAACUGAAAGCUGAGGUCGCAAAUCACUUGGCCGUGCUAGAGAAACGCGUGGAAUUGGAAGGACUAAAAGUGGUGGAGAUUGAGAAAUGCAAGAGUGACAUUAAGAAGAUGAAGGAGGAGCUGGCGGCCAGAAGCAGCAGGGCCAGCUGCCUCUGUAAGUACAGUUUUUUGGAUAACAACAAGAAGUUGACUCCUCGACGUGAUGUUCCCACUUACCCCAAGUAUCUGCUCUCUCCAGAGACUGUCGAGGCCCUGCGGAAGCCGACCUUUGACGUCUGGCUUUGGGAGCCCAACGAGAUGCUGAGCUGCCUGGAGCACAUGUACCACGACCUCGGGCUGGUCAGGGACUUCAGCAUCAACCCCGUCACCCUCAGGAGGUGGCUGCUCUGUGUGCACGACAACUACAGAAACAACCCCUUCCACAACUUCCGGCACUGCUUCUGCGUGGCCCAGAUGAUGUACAGCAUGGUCUGGCUCUGCGGUCUCCAGGAGAAGUUUUCCCAAACGGAUAUCCUGAUCCUAAUGACAGCAGCCAUCUGCCACGAUCUGGACCAUCCCGGCUACAACAACACGUACCAGAUCAACGCCCGCACAGAGCUGGCAGUCCGCUACAAUGACAUCUCGCCACUGGAGAACCACCACUGCGCCGUGGCCUUCCAGAUCCUCGCCCAGCCCGAGUGCAACAUCUUCUCCAGCAUCCCCCCUGAUGGCUUCAAGCAGAUCCGACAGGGAAUGAUCACGUUAAUCUUGGCCACUGACAUGGCAAGGCACGCAGAAAUUAUGGAUUCUUUCAAAGAGAAAAUGGAGAAUUUUGACUACAGCAAUGAGGAGCACAUGACCCUGCUGAAGAUGAUUUUGAUAAAAUGCUGUGAUAUCUCUAAUGAGGUCCGGCCAAUGGAAGUUGCAGAGCCUUGGGUGGACUGCUUAUUAGAGGAAUAUUUUAUGCAGAGCGACCGCGAGAAGUCAGAAGGCCUCCCCGUCGCCCCGUUCAUGGACCGAGACAAAGUGACCAAGGCUACAGCCCAGAUUGGGUUCAUCAAGUUCGUCCUGAUCCCAAUGUUUGAAACAGUGACCAAGCUCUUCCCCAUGGUUGAGGAAAUCAUGCUGCAGCCACUUUGGGAAUCCCGAGAUCGCUACGAGGAACUGAAGCGGAUAGACGACGCCAUGAAAGAGUUACAGAAGAAGACUGACAGCUUGACGUCUGGGGCCACUGAGAAGUCCAGAGAGAGAAGCAGAGAUGUGAAAAGCAGUGAAGGAGACUGUACCUGAGGAAAGUGGGAACCGUGGCCACGGUUCUGGACACGCUGACGGAGCCACGCAGGAUCCUUGCACAGGGAGGAGCUGCCCGGGGCACCUGGCACCACACAACCACGUUUUCUAAGAACCAUUUUGUUCACUGAUACAAAAAAAAGGAAUUCAUGAUGCUGUACAGAAUUUUAUUUUUAAACUGUCUUUUAAAUAAUAUAUUCUUCUAUGGAAA